Molecule: messenger RNA, 1430 nt
Organism: Syzygium oleosum
Lineage: Eukaryota; Viridiplantae; Streptophyta; Magnoliopsida; Myrtales; Myrtaceae
Product: ethylene-responsive transcription factor TINY-like
Exons: 2
Coding region: 356-1111 (251 amino acids)
Biological process (GO): regulation of DNA-templated transcription
Molecular function (GO): DNA binding; DNA-binding transcription factor activity
Source: RefSeq, a predicted model, not a curated record
AGUGAAAACACUUCGUUGCUGCUGUAAUAGGCGUGUAGAUUGCGUGGUCGCUCGGCACUCUUUUGAACAGUGCCUUUGUCUUGGCGACCUGUUUAUAAAGCGUUGAUGCGCUCACAGGGAAAAGAUGGAAGCAGAUUGAAAGAGAUAGUCCUCUCUCUCGCUCUCUCUCUCUCUCUCUCUCUCUCUCUCUCUCUCUCUCUUCUUCAUCUUCAUCUUCAUCGCCUUCAUCACCGUCGUCUCUCGCUCUUGUAGAUGUUGUCUGCCAUUCGGAGAUCACCAGUUCUUUCCGUUUGAGGUGACCAGGGUGGUGUGUGUCUCUCCCCCCCCCCUGGUUCUCCCAGCUUGUCUCGGAUUGAUGAAAAUGGCGGAAGCAUCGAACGAGGAGGAGCACCCGGAAACGAGCUCCUCCUCCUCGUCUUCCUCGUCCUCCUCGUCCUCGCCAAACUCGCCUGCGGCCGCGGCCCGCGACCCGUCGAGAUCCUCCUCCAAGCCGAGCAAGCACCCGGUGUACCGCGGGGUCCGGAUGAGGAACUGGGGCAAGUGGGUGUCGGAGAUCCGGGAGCCCCGCAAGAAGUCUCGCAUCUGGCUUGGCACCUUCCCCACCCCGGAGAUGGCCGCCCGCGCCCACGAUGUCGCCGCCCUCCACAUCAAGGGCUCCUCCGCCUUCCUCAACUUCCCCGACCUCGCCCCCUCCCUCCCCCGCCCCUCCUCCCUCUCCCCGCGCGACGUCCAGGCCGCCGCCUCCCUCGCCGCCCGUAUGCCCGACCACCAAGGAACGGCCGAGACCUUGCGGCCGACGGCGGAGCUCGACGCUCAGCACUCGCCAUUGCCCUCGAGGUCGCUGUCGUCCAUGGUGUCGGCGAUGGACAUAUCCGCGGCGACGGUGGAGCUGAGCGAGAUCGUCAAGCUGCCGAGCCUCGGGGCCAGCUGCGACGAGCUGGGGAGCGAGUUCGCCUUCUCCGACUCGGCCGGCGCCGAGUGGGGCUACUACUACGACGACUACCAGCCGACGUGGCCGGAUCGCCUCGAGGACUGCGGGCCGUACGACUGCGGUCACCAGGCGGCGGCGGCGCCGGGGAGCGGUGGCUCGCUGCUGUGGGAUCAUGACUGAGCGAGUGUGGGAUCUUAGUGUUUGGGGAGAGAAGUCUGUGAAUUUCUUGUGAAAAGAAAAUGAAUUUUUUUUCCUUUUUUUUUAAUGAAUUAUGGUGCUUAUUUAAUUCCAUUGUUGUCUUUUUUUUAAUAAUUUUUUUAAAUCUUUUUACCGAGUCCUUUUGGUAUUUUCUUUGAAAGGGCCGGUCAAAGGUGUGUGUGUGGUGUCCCCCUCGCAGGGCUGCAUCCACUAACGUGUUUGGAUAAACUUUGCUGUGUACAGAUCCUCUAUGUUCAUGUGACUUUUGGGGGAAAAAAUAUGUUUAUUUUGACUUCAUUUA